Messenger RNA from Lasiosphaeria miniovina, 4518 nucleotides. RefSeq lists its product as uncharacterized. NCBI's taxonomy places the organism in Eukaryota, Fungi, Ascomycota, Sordariomycetes, Sordariales, Lasiosphaeriaceae. The record is from RefSeq and is a predicted model, not a curated record. The transcript has a single exon. The coding region runs from base 1 to 4518 and encodes 1505 amino acids.
AUGUCUUUUUACGGCGGGCCUGCUUCGGGCGAUGGAUAUUACGGCCCAACGCCGGGAGGACAAGAUGCACCAAACCAGCAGCAGGAACAGCCCGCCCAGCAGAAUCCCCAGCAGGCUAGAAACUUGUCACCCACCAUGGCCGCUAUGAGCUUGGAAAACGCGGCGGCUUCUCCAAAAUUCCAGCGAAAGGCCAUUGGCAUGCCAGGCCGCGCCCCAUCUCAGAGAGCACCACCGCAGGAACAGUCACGGCCGGCCUCUCAACAAUGGCCGGCCGGGCACCCCUAUGAAGUUCUAGGACCGGUCCCGUCGGCGCAGCCCUUUGUUGCGGAGCCUGGCAACUCGGUAGCCCCCGAGCACGGUUCCGGCCAGACGGCCAACGCAACGCCGACGCCGGCUGCUUCUGCCAACAGCACCGGGCCCGGGCCGUCUUCAAAUACUACCGCUACUCCGGACAGCGAGGGUCUGAUCGUGGUUGAGAAGCCUCCCCCCCCUGACCACGAAGGGCUCCAGGCCAUCCCCCAGCGGUACUCUUAUGCGGACCCAUAUGCCCCAUAUCACCAACAGGCACCUCCAAGCUCGCAGGGUCCGCCAGCCCAGCAGUGGCAAGCGUACAAUCCCUACAACAGCCAACCGACUGGUUACUACCCGCCAGCGGCCUCUGGGUAUUCCUCAUCGGGCGCCCCGCAGCCGCAGACAAACCGCAACUCGCAGUAUGGCAACCCAUACCCGCCGUCCAGCAGUUCAUCUCCACAUCCCCCGUCGAAUUCCAGCAGCCCGGCAGGGUCGUCUCCGUACCAGCACCCAGCCACUCCGCAGCCCACGGCAGGUCACUACUACCCCCCGGCACAAUAUGCCUCUCCCAGCGCCCACCCACACCACUCGGUGACAUUCCCGGGUGCGUAUCCCGGGGCGCCACCGGGUCCCCAAGGCGCCCAAGGACCGCCUACCUCGCCCUAUCUCCAGCAGGCUUCCAUCUCGCCCUCCCCGCCUCAGCCGUCGGCGGCAGUCUCGUACUCGCCAGCUGCUUUCCCAGCCAACCCACACAGGGCGUCGACCCAGCCCUCGGUUGGCGCCAACCCUCCGGGCGAUGGCACGACGCCUGCCCCUUCGGCCAUCCCUUCCACACCUUCCAUGACUCCGCCAGCUGCCGCGGCGGCUGCUGCCAGCCCCUACAACAUUCCCAUGCCGCCCAACCAGUCAAACCCCGGUCCCAUCGCGGGGACUGUGGGGAACGCCGGCCAGAAGAUUGGCGGCUAUGCUACUUCUGUUUUUGGCAAGGAGAAGCGUGACUCGGUCGGGAGCUGGACCAAGAGGACGGCGAGCCGAAUGGGCGGCGCCAUCAAGAGCGCCGCCUCGUCGGCACACCAGGCCGCCUACAACGCGCAGCUCGCCGCCCAGCAGAAGCAGAAGGCGGCCUUGGCGGCGGCCACCGCUGCGAAGCCGCCCAAACCGUCCAACCCGCACUGGGGCGCAGUUCAAAACGCGAAUCCCCAGGCUCAGGGGCAAGGGCAAGGGCAGGGUCAACCGCCUCCGAGCUGGAAUGCACAGCAACAGCCUGCCGGUCCUCCUGGGUUCGCUCCUCAGGCUCCAGGGCAGGGACAGGGACAGCCGCCUCAGAACUGGAACCCCCAGGCCGUUGGCACUGCUCCUGCUGCUUUCCAGGGACAGGCGCAGGGACAGGGACAGCCUCCCCAGAACUGGAAUCCCCAAGCCGCCGCCCCUCUGCCUACCGGUGCACAAUCGCCCCAGCAGCAGGGAAACCCAGCAGCAUAUAUGGGACAGCCGCCGCAAAACUGGAAUCCCCAGCUCGCGGGCACUCCGCCUGCUGGGUUUCCCGCCCAGGCUCAAGGUCCGCCGGGUGGGCAGCCUCCCCAGCCGCAAGCGGGGCCAGGCGUGUACGGCAGCCAGCCUCCCCAAAACUUGAACCCCCAACUUGCCGGGCCCCAGCCUGCGGGGCCGGCUGCUCAAGGUACCGCACCCGGGUAUGGAGGACAGCCUCCUCAGACUUGGAAUCCCCAGGCUGUUGGCACUCCUUCUGUGCUCACCGCUCAGGCUAUGGGACCGGUUACCGGCGGACGGCCUCCUCAGGCCUGGAACCCGCAGUUUUCUGGUACUCCUGGGCCUGCUGCACAGACUCCGACGCUUGGGGUUGGCGGACAAACUCCUCAAAACUGGAAUACCCAGCCUGUUAGCACUCCUUCCGGGCCCGCUGCUCAAGCGGUAGGGCCCAGAGUUGGCGGACAGCCCCCUCAACAGCAAGCGAGUCCAGUCUUGUACGGGGCCCAAGCCGGCCGGAGCUGGGGUUCUCAGCCUGCGGGAGCUCCCCCUGGACCCGCCGCCCAAGCUGCCGGGCCUAGUGUUUCCGGACAGGCCCCGCAGAACUGGAAUCCACAGUCCACGGCAACUCCUCCACCUAGACAGGCUGCUCAGACUCCAGGACCCGGCGUCCAGCAAGCACAGACGUGGCCCGCCGCUGUGGCUCAACCUCCUGCCCAAACACCUCCAGCCGGUCCCCAGCCCCAGGCCCAGUCUCCUCCGGUUCCUGGGGCUGCGUCUCCGCCCACGGCAAAUGGCGCGAACCGAGAAAUGGGCGGGCAGCAGCCUGCUCAGCCGCAGCCUCAACCUCAGGGAGGCGUGCAACAGUUUGCUCCCCAGGCGAAUGCCCCUGGCCAGCAAUCCCCAGUCCCGACGGGCGCAUCCGGACCUCCCGACGGACCUGCUGCUGCGAACCAGUGGUCGACGGGACCAUCCCCUGCGCAGUGGAAUGGAGGUCAAGCGGCGCAGAUGUCGCCGCCCGCCGCCGCUAGCCCUCCUCCGCAACCAGGCGCAGGUCCAGAAAGCGGUGUUGUGCAGCAGCAGCAACAACAGCCGCAGCAGCAGCAGCAACAACAACCGCAACAGCAACAAUUUCAGCCGCAACAGCAACAGCAGCAACACCAACUACAACCGCACCAACAGCUUCAGCAACAGUUGCAACCACAGCAACAGCCACAGCAGCAAUUUCAAUCUCAACAGCAACAACAGCCCCAACAGCAACAACAGCCCCAACAACAACUGCAACCGCCACAACAGCUGCAACAACAAUUGCAACCACAGCCGUGGAACCCGGCGGGUAAUGCUCCGGGACCAGCAGGGCCCUACCCUCCCCAGUUCAACCCGCAACAACCUCCGGCGUGGCCAGCCCAACAAGUCGGUCCAGGACAAACUGUCGCUCCGGCCGGAGCCAUGCCGCCCGCUCAGCCGCAGUGGGCGCCGCAGUGGAUACCGCAACAGCAGCUAGUCGCCGCGCGUGACAACAGCGGGCAGCCCCAGCCGGCGCAAAUGCAGCAGGGCCCCGGCGCGGUUCCUCUGCCUGUCCAGCAGCAGACACAACCGCAGCUGCAGGGGGCGUGGAACAUGGCCCAGCAAGCCUUCACCCCAGGAUUCACGCCGCAGUACCCGCCAGGCCAGACACCGCCGCAGCCUCAGCAAUAUGCAUACCCGCCGCCGCCGCCGCAGCAGCAGCAGCAGCAACCUGUCCAGUCAUAUUUCUCGCAGCAGCCACCUCCCCAGCCAUACCCGCAGCAGCAGCAGAAGGCCACGUACCCCCUCGCACCGGGACAGUCACAGCCUGUGCUGGGCGGCGUGCCUCCAGCCGGCCCAGCCCCAGCCUCAACCACCAACCAAGCGCAGGCGCCAGCCGGAGCAGUGCGCGGCGGGGCAGCACGGGGCCGUGGUCGCGGGGGGCCAGCACGAGGCAGAGGCAGAGGCGGGGCAGCCAGCGGCGCAAACGCGCGUACAUCUGGAUCACAGCCAGCAGCACCAGCACAAGCACCAGCACCAGUAGCAACAACAUCAUCAGGCAUGUCGAGCAUGUUCGCCGUGGCGGGCGGGCUCGCGGCUGUCGGGCUCGGCGCGCUGGGGGCGUCACAUGCUUCCAAGCUCGUCGCCGGCGGCGCGGGGAUCAAGAAGCCACAGCGGAGCGGCAUGGUCAAGUUUGGGAGGUUCCUUGCUUCGGCGGUGGGGGAUGACGAUGGUGAUGAUGGCGGUGACGAUGAUGGUGGUGAUGACGAGGGUGGUGACGAGGGUGGUGCAGGGGACGAGGAAGGCGGUGGCUGGGAGGCAUGCGAAGAAGAGGAGGAUGCCGGCGGCGAUACUGGCGGCGACGCUGGCGGCGACGCUGGGUUUGGCUACGACGGCGACGUGCAGAACAGCGGCGAGACGUGGCAGCAGACCGGGGACAGUGGCGCGGGCGGGGAGGACUACGGCAACAACAACACCACCACCACCGACUAUGGCGGCGAGACGGGCUACGGCGGCGAGACGGGCUACGGCGGCGAGACGGGUUAUGGCGGCGACCCGGGUUAUGGCGGCGACCCGGGCUACGGCGACGGCGGACUAGGAGACGCGGCCGCAGACGUCGAGCAGAUCAACAGCGACGCCGCACAGAACCUCGCCGAGAUGGAGCUGGCCAGCGCCCAGGCCAACGCGCAGCUCAUGGACGACAUGUUUGCCAUGCAGGACGCUGCCAACAUCUGA